Molecule: messenger RNA, 840 nt
Organism: Alnus glutinosa
Lineage: Eukaryota; Viridiplantae; Streptophyta; Magnoliopsida; Fagales; Betulaceae
Product: stemmadenine O-acetyltransferase-like
Exons: 2
Coding region: 1-840 (279 amino acids)
Source: RefSeq, a predicted model, not a curated record
AUGGAGAUCGAAAUUAUUUCCAAAGAGUGCAUCAAGCCCUCUUCUCCAACACCCCCUAACCUGAAAACCUACAAGCUAUCCCUCUUGGACCAGGUCCAUUCAUCCAUCUAUAUUCCUGUGAUCCUCUUCUAUCCCAUGAACCAAAGCAUAAGCCAUGAUGUUGUUGACAUUGUCUCUCAAAGAUCACAGCUGUUAAAGCAAUCCCUAUCAGAAACCCUAACUCGCUUUUACCCACUUGCUGGCAAAGUCAAAGAUGAUCUCUCCAUCGAUUGUAAUGACGAGGGGGUUUUAUAUUUAGAAGCUUAUGCAAACUGUCACCUUGUUGACUACCUCAACCAGCCUAAUCUCGCAUCAUUGCAACAAUUUUUACCGCAACAGAUGACUUUUACAGAUCCAGUUGCGGGAGAUUAUGUAGCUAUGACAAAAGUGACCAGCUUUGCAUGCGGCGGUUUUGCCAUUGGUAUCCUUGUUUGCCACAUGGUCGCUGAUGGAACUGCCUUCAGUGCAUUUCUCAAUGGUUGGGCAGCCACUGCUCGUAAGGCCUCUGAAGCUGUAUGUCCUAAUUUUGAUGCCCCAUCAAUUUUCGUGCAAAGCGAUGCAUUCUCUAAAGAAGCAGCUAUGACUACGUUUGCCAAGGCCUACAAAUCAGAUACCGAGAGGACCAAAGCACUUCCCUUUGUGGUAGUGGUGGAACUUGUGGUUUAUAGGGUGAAUGUGACUCAAGAUCUUCUUGACCUGUCAUGGCUACAAGGAGACCAAUCAGACCAACAUAUAGUUCUUUUUGCUUCUAUGAUUUUAAUGCAAAGGAGAUGCUUGAAUUUAUACUUUAUACUUGCCUAG